AUGUCGGUUGUAGUAUCCUCAGAGGCGGAGAGCAAAUAUCGCGGCAGCAAUGAUUCACCCUCGCCAGCCCCAGACACCCCUGGCCGUCGCACACGUGUGACGACCCAAGCAACCAGCGGAGCUUCUCAGGCUACAGCGCCGGACACUCCAGGCCCUCGAACGAUUGAAAAUCUUGAAUUCAGCACUCACUGGCACAUACCAUCGCCCCAUUCCCGAUUUGAGCCUCAGUUUGAUAGUCUAGCCGAGGAACCAGAAGAAAUGGAUCAGGAGGACCGUCGAGCUGGGAAUGAGCACGAGAACGGGACUGAACUGGCAGAGAAUGAGAACCAGAGUUGGAAAGCGGAGGAUCCGAGAUGGAAUGAGGAAUCCGACCAAUUGAUCUCGGAUAUGAUCAGUCAGAUCCAAUCCAAUUCGUGCAAAACACGUGAACGGACGAUCUCCAGUGAAGUUUAUCAGCCAAGCCAGACCGGCAAACGGCGCCGAUUGAUCAGCGGGAAUGGCACGACAAGUCCGGAUAAGCCAGUCUUCCAGUUCGUCAGCCACGUCCGUCCAGUCUCAGACCCUGACCAUAGCCACCAGAUGUCCGUCCAGGCCUUCCCUCAAUUGACCCAUCAAGAAUCUCUGUCAGGUCCUAUCUGGCCGACCGUCCGCCGUAGCCAGGGGAGCAUUGGACGGCUACCAGCUCGCCCGCAAAGGGGGGCUUCUUCAAUUUUGCCAGACCAAAUGGGCCGCGGGACCUCAGGUCUAGUUUGA
This is a messenger RNA of Puccinia graminis f. sp. tritici CRL 75-36-700-3, 753 nucleotides long. RefSeq lists its product as uncharacterized. The record is from RefSeq and is a predicted model, not a curated record. The transcript has 2 exons. The coding region runs from base 1 to 753 and encodes 250 amino acids. Lineage: Eukaryota; Fungi; Basidiomycota; Pucciniomycetes; Pucciniales; Pucciniaceae.